AUGUCCAAACCAUGUGAAAAGAAAGAUGAAGAUAACGAUUCAAAUCACGACGUACAAGCUCCAGAUGGAGGUAUUGGAAAGUCAUUGGCAAACAUCCCAAGUAUUAUAAUAAUAGGGAGAUGGUUUGAUAAAAGAAGAUCACUGGUUAACGGCCUUUCUACGGCUGGGUCAGGAGUAGGGACGUUUAUUUUUGCACCACUGUUGGAAUUUCUCUUGAGGAAAUACGGUUUCCAAGGAACAAUGCUGGUUAUGAGCGGUGUUAUGUUAAAUAUGUGUGUCUGUGGGUCUUUGUUUCGCUCUGUCCCCAAAAGCGAAAAGCACAAAUUUUUUAAGAAGAAUCGACAGAAAUUGUAUGUGUUUGCUAUCUUCACAAGUGGCGUUGCUAGCAUAUGUUGUGUAUUUGCCUGCGAAUAUUGGCACUUUGUGUUAUAUUCGUGUAUUUUAGGAUUAUUUGCCGGUGGCUCAUACAAUGUUUUGCCACCAGUUAUUUUAGUGGACCUUCUUGGAGUAGAGAACCUGGCCAGCUCAUGUGGUAUAGCUCUGUUAUUUCAAGGUCUUGGAUUCCUCGUUGGUCCACCUAUGGCAGGUUUUGAAGACGAUGUUUGUGGGCAUUACGAUAAGUAA
Messenger RNA from Mytilus californianus (California mussel), 624 nucleotides. RefSeq names its product monocarboxylate transporter 14-like. Bases 1 to 624 code for a protein of 207 amino acids. Gene Ontology annotation, molecular function: monocarboxylic acid transmembrane transporter activity. NCBI's taxonomy places the organism in Eukaryota, Metazoa, Mollusca, Bivalvia, Mytilida, Mytilidae. Gene Ontology annotation, biological process: transmembrane transport; monocarboxylic acid transport. The transcript has 4 exons. The record is from RefSeq and is a predicted model, not a curated record.